CUCUGACUAAAGCUCAAGUCUGAUCUCAGCAUGCAGUGUCCUGGGAAAGCCCUGAAGGAAGCACUGCUGUGUGCCCAGAGUGAAGAGCGCCUCAUUAUGGGAGUGUACGAGAGCGCCCAAGUCAUGAACGAAGACCCGGACAGUGUCGCCUUCUGCGUCCUGGCUAUGGACGAGCAGUUCCAGUGGGACGUGGCUCUGCAGAUCCACUUCACUCUCAUCCAGUCCUUCUGCUUCGACAACGACAUCAGCAUCGUGCGCGUGAGCGACCGCCAGCGUCUGCACGAGCUGGUGGGGCGCAAAGAGGAGGAGGCGCACUGCGUCCUGAUCACGGGGCCGUGCGAGGGCUCCUGGGACGACCCGUCUCUGGAGAAGCUGCGUGUGUUCUGUGAGGAGAGCCGCGCCCUCAACGACUGGCUGCCCGAGAUCAGCCUGCCCGCGCGCUGAGCUCUAACCCUGAUGCCCUACCCUGGUCUACAGGCUGUUUAUCUCUGCUCCUGAUAUCAUCAGGAUGUCUGCUCAUACUCCUCUGAGGAGGACGCCCCACGCACGCACGGCGCCCGGUCCGAGCUCGUGCACGUGGCCUCGUGCACGCGCGCGCCACACGCCCCGGUUCUUUCUGUGAGCCGGGCGGCG
Periophthalmus magnuspinnatus is the source of this 633-nucleotide messenger RNA. RefSeq names its product growth arrest and DNA damage-inducible protein GADD45 gamma-like. The transcript has 2 exons. Lineage: Eukaryota; Metazoa; Chordata; Actinopteri; Gobiiformes; Gobiidae. Bases 31 to 444 code for a protein of 137 amino acids. The record is from RefSeq and is a predicted model, not a curated record. Gene Ontology annotation, biological process: regulation of cell cycle. Gene Ontology annotation, cellular component: nucleus; cytoplasm.